Molecule: messenger RNA, 3711 nt
Organism: Caenorhabditis auriculariae
Lineage: Eukaryota; Metazoa; Nematoda; Chromadorea; Rhabditida; Rhabditidae
Source: the annotation of a GenBank genome assembly
AUGAUCGGUCUAGUUGAGUUCGUCGUGAGGACAAUCUACGUGAUAUCGAUCGAACACUUCAAAACAAUUUCAUGAGGAAAAUCAUGUGAUAUUCAUAGUUGUUCGGGCCAGCGCCUCAAGUUUAAUAGUAUGAAGAAUCAAGUAUCAAUUUUUUGAAAUCACUCAAAAUCAAGCUUUAAAAGAAGGAAAAAAGAUAGACUUUGAAAAUUAGCGCAACCGAACUACGCACUACACCACGCGGCAGACGCCUGUCGAGUGCAAACUUUCGGCGACGCAAACCGUCCGCGUUCGUGGUGUAAUGGUCAGCAUGGAUGCCUUCCAAGCAUUCGACGGGGGUUCGAUUCCCCCCGAACGCAGAAAACUUUUUGCUAUUCUUGCGACGAGCACUUUUGUUUACCACUAAUAGUGCUAUUGAAUGAGAGCCAUCAAAUAUGAAGCAAAAGAUUCUAGGAUUUUGGGGAAACCCUGAAGUUUUUAAAUUUACGCGAAAGUAGAUAUUAAAAGAAGGAAAUCUUUUUAAAUAUCAUAAACUUUUCCAGCUUUUCCAUUUAUAAUUAGAUUAAUUUUUAUCAAAUCUUAUCAUAACUAAAAUUAAAAGAAAUGUAGCGCUAUCAUUUCGAAUUGAAAAAUGAUAAGAUAUCAACGGAAAAAAUCAAUGUUUUCUCUUCUAUUCGAUUUUCUCAGCGUUCUGUGUUUGUCUGUAGUUCAUGAUAUUCAAAAAAGAUUAUUUUAUGAUAAAAAUCCAAUUUCAUUCUAGUUUCGGCUCCUAUGAAGUUUCCAAGUCUAGUCGACCCAUUCUUUGGCCUCCGUUUGUUUGUUUUCCCAAGAGCUUUUUCUCUUUUACCGUUGUAGUCUGUCAAAAACUUACUUGUAGUUUUACACAUUUCGAAACUGUAAGUUGCUCAUUGAUUUUUUUUCGAAAAUAUUGAAUUUUACAGCUAAUGUUGAUACCGCUCCUUUCAAUCCUCAUGUCUGCUUCAUCAAGUUUGACCUUUUUUCAAAGUACAGCGAAUCUAACCAUCCAUUAACUCUCUCUUUUUUCUUCUCCCCACCCAAACCGUUUCUGACUAACGAUUUUUAAUUCAAAUACCAAAUUAUCAAACCAGUAAGUUCAGAAGAAAUGGUGGAGAAGCCGAAAGUCGCAAUAAUCGGAGCUGGAAUAGCAGGACUUCGAGCGGCACGAGUUUUUGAGCAGAACCACAUUGAUUACAUCAUUUUCGAGGCCAAGGACCGUAUCGGCGGAAGAAUUUACCCAUUCGGAUACGGUUUGUUCAAAAAUCUUGCAUCCCAUUUCGGAACUUUCAGGCGAUGGCUAUCUCCAACAUGGCGCCGAGUACGUCAACGGCGUUGACAACGAGAUUUACAAAAUCGCUGAAAGUUUGAAAAUCAUGGAGAACAACGACGACCUCGUGCCUGACGAGUACAUCUCUCAGUCUUCGACUGCCAUCUUUAUUGAUGGAACUCGUAUUGAAAAGUAAGGAGACCGUUGAACAGGUUCCAUAAUCCAAUUUUUAGGAAGGAUCUCAAGGAGUUUGUCAAGUUUACGAGAAACAUUGAGGAAAGACUAGAAGACGAGGCCGAGUUGGAUAAAUAUUACACUUUAUCGGUGGCCGACCGCUACGACUAUCAUUUCCAAAAAUGGAUGAAGGUUUCGUUCCUCUGCAUGAAAUAUUCUUCUCAAAAUUCGAAGUUCAGACUCAAUCGAACGGAAAACUCAAAGAAGGCGUCCUUCAACAAUUAGGAAGGCUUUUCAAAAACUACCUUCAGACAGAGUGGUCAGCUCCAGUGGAAAAGGUGAUAAUUCGAACACGCUCUUGUGAGAAAAAGAUAUUUCAGCUCGCGAUGGCAAAUCUCGACGAGUGGGACGACGGCGCAAAUCAUAACGACUCUUUUGAGCUCAACAGUCGUGGAUAUGCCGCAAUUCUGGAAGCCUACGUCGACCAGAUCGAUGUUGGAAAGGUGAUACUCAACGCCCCGAUCUCCAGAAUCGAUUAUCGAUCUGGAAAAGGUUCAAACAUUUUAUCUUGCGUCAAAAGUUCUGCACUUCAGAUGUGAUUAUCACAACAGCAUUUGGAGAAGCUCACGUCUUCAACCACGUCAUCGUAACGAUUCCCCUUGGUUAUCUGAAGGCAAACGUCUACACUCUCUUCUUACCACGACUACCCCAAGAACAAGAGUCCGCUAUCAAGGACAUGGGAUUUGGAAGGAAUCAGAAGGUCUUUCUGGAGUACGAGAAGCCGUGGUGGCCAGAAGACGUCGACACACUUCUGGUCAGCACGUCUUAUGGUCCCUUCAAACGACUUGAGAGACAACUUUAUGAUGUUUCAACCAAGUCCAUGGGCGAGAAAAAUGUGAGUUGAACCUCGGAAUUUUUUAUAAAGCUGAACAGGGAUCUUUAGAAUUACCGAGUUUAUAAGAUUUAGGCAUGAGAUAGAUAUUUUCACUUCGAACUCUGAGAAUUUCUGCUCAAAAAAAUUCUAAAAAUAUAGUCAAUGUUUCCCGACUUGAAAGGCGAGGGAGGCGGGGCAAGGAGCGGGACGCGUAGCGUGUGCGUACGCGGUUCUUGGCGCCAGUUCAAUUCAAUCACCGCCGAAUAUUUAAAAAGCUCGGCAACCGCUCUUUUUCACUUUUUCUGCUAUUUUUUGAUGCACACAUGAACAUAAUCAUAAAAUAAUUGGAAAGGGAAUGAAAAGAGCGAAAAACGGGCUUUCCAAAGAGUCGCUGGCGAUUGAACUGAACACGUGCCAAAAACCGCGUACGCACACGCUACGCGUCCCGCCCCCUGCAUCGCCUCCCUCGGCUUCAAAGUCGCGAAACAUUGACUAUAACGCUGAUUCACGGCUGGCUUGAGCCAUCGAGAAAAGGGUCCUGCCACGAAAAGAGACGAGACAGUGCCCUGGUUGGUGGAGAGCUCAGACAGGCCACGCCUUUUUGCGUCCCAAGCUAGCCGUCAAUCGUCUAUACUACAAGCAAAAAUUAAGAUUUUGGUCGCUUGGAUAGCUGGAAAAGGUCCUGAAGCGAUGGCGCGCAUGUCCGAGUCCGAAAUUCUUCAAGAAGUUUCUUCACAUUUGAAGCAGAACUUGAAAGAAUACCCAGUUGAGGAAGCGAAACGGAUAUUCACGUAGGAAACUCUUUGAAAAUCUUCAAUUCCUAUUAUUUCAGUCACAAUUGGUUAGCGGAUCGAUACACAAUGGGAAGUUAUUCAUAUUUGACGCCAGAAGCCACAAAAAAUCAUGAAGACGUGAUUGAGAAGCUAGGCGAGCCGGUGAUAGGUAUAAAUACGCGGUAAGCAUCCUUUCAAAAUUGAAAAAAAAAAGAAAUAAAACUUUCCAUUGCUUUGAAGAUCUUCAAGUUGAGAUUUUGACGGAUUAAAAAUUUCUUUCUCGAGUUUAAAUUAGGAAACUGUUGUCAAAAUAUAAUCCAUAUCCACAUUUCUUAACGGGGUCAUUGAAAAAAAGUUUAUUAUGAGCUAUUGAUUAUAUAGAAAUAUUCCGUAAAAGCUCAAAUGACCUUUCGAAGAAUAUUAAGCUCGUAUUGAAACCUUGAAACGACCGAAUAUUUAAAAAAUAAACUGACUUCUACAACUUUUUCAGUCCUUUGAUUUGCUUCGCUGGGGAGCACACCGAUUCGAAAAUGUACCAAACGACGGUUGGAGCGAGUCGCAGUGGAUUCCGAGAAGCUCAACGUAUUUCAAAGUUUCUAAGUCAAUAA